AUGGGUUCUGAUAAGAUAGACAAGAAGAGAAAGAACGACGACGUCAAGGAGAAGAAGGAGAAGAAGCACAAGAAGGACAAGAAGGAAAAGAAGGACAAGUCCGAGAAGAAGGAAAAGAAGGAUAAGUCCGAGAAGAAGGACAAGAAGGACAAGAAAGACAAGAAGGACAAGUCCAAGUCUUCUACCACCACCGUGGAAGGUCCAGCCAAGUCUGUGGGGGGUUACGUUCAAUCUGAAUCUCUUACCAAUGCCCCACAAUCCGCCAUUGACGAGUUCCUUGCCACCAACGAGGUCACCGUUGAUGAUCCUCAUGGACUUAACUUGCGUCCUCUUUUGUCAUUUGAUCAAAUUCAACUUGACUCCAAGAUUGCUGACGUGGUUGCCCGUUUCCCCAAGCCAACCCCUAUUCAAUCUGUCUCCUGGCCAUACUUGUUGUCCGGUAAGGAUGUCAUUGGUGUUGCCGAAACCGGGUCUGGUAAGACCUUUGCCUUUGGUGUUCCAGCCAUUGACAACAUCUUGACCCAUGGUAAGACCGGCUUGAGUGUGUUGUGUAUCUCUCCAACCCGUGAGUUGGCCUUGCAAAUCUACGACAACUUGGUUGAAUUGACCAACAAGUCCAACUUGAACUGUGUUGCCAUCUAUGGUGGUGUUUCCAAGGAAGACCAAAAGAGACAAUUACGUACUGCCAAUGUUGUUGUUGCCACUCCAGGUCGUCUUUUGGACUUGUUGAACGAUGGAGCCUUGGAAUUGUCCACCGUAGACUACUUGGUUUUGGAUGAAGCCGAUAGAAUGUUGGAAAAGGGAUUUGAACAAGAUAUCAAGAACAUCAUUUCUCAAACCAGUAGUAAGGAAACCAGACAAACCCUCAUGUUCACUGCCACCUGGCCAAAGGAAGUCAGAGAACUUGCCCAUACCUUCAUGAACAGCCCCAUCAAGGUGUCCAUUGGGGACAGAGAUGAGCUUGCUGCCAACAAGAGAAUCACUCAAAUUGUUGAAGUGAUCGAACCAUUUGACAAGGAAAAGAAGUUGUUGCAAUUGUUGAAGAAGUACCAACUGGGAUCUCUGGCUAACGACAAGGUUUUGAUCUUUGCCUUGUACAAGAAGGAAGCCACCAGAGUCGAAGGCUUGUUGCAACGUAACAGAUACAACGUGGCCGCCAUCCAUGGUGACUUGUCGCAACAACAAAGAACCCAAGCCUUGAACGCGUUCAAGUCCGGAGAACUGACCCUUUUGCUUGCCACCGACGUGGCCGCCAGAGGUUUGGACAUUCCAAACGUCAAGACCGUCAUCAACUUGACUUUCCCAUUGACUGUGGAAGAUUACGUGCAUCGUAUCGGUAGAACAGGUAGAGCCGGUCAAACCGGUACCGCCCACACCUUGUUCACCGAACAUGAAAAGCAUCUUUCUGGAGCCUUGAUGAACAUUUUGCGUGGUGCCAACCAACCAGUUCCUGAAGAAUUGUUGAAGUUUGGAGGUCACACCAAGAAGAAGGCUCAUUCUGCCUACGGUGCUUUCUUCAAGGAUGUUGACAUGACCAAGACUGCCAAGAAGAUCAAGUUUGAUUAA
Messenger RNA from [Candida] anglica, 1566 nucleotides. NCBI's taxonomy places the organism in Eukaryota, Fungi, Ascomycota, Pichiomycetes, Serinales, Debaryomycetaceae. The record is from the annotation of a GenBank genome assembly.